This is a messenger RNA of Helobdella robusta, 756 nucleotides long. RefSeq lists its product as hypothetical. Lineage: Eukaryota; Metazoa; Annelida; Clitellata; Rhynchobdellida; Glossiphoniidae. The record is from RefSeq and is a predicted model, not a curated record. Bases 1 to 756 code for a protein of 251 amino acids. The transcript has 5 exons.
AUGACCAAAAUUUAUAAUUUACUGACAAUGAAAAAAAUUUUUGACUCAGAAGUCAAGAUGGUACAAUGGUUAAAGACGUCUGGUUGCACUGUUAAAAAAAUGUUUCAGCUAAAACUCGUCCCCACCAUCAUCUUCUUCCUCAUCCUGAUUACUGGAUCCAACUCCCAAAUUAUCUGCCGUGACAAAACUUCUGACAGCGGAGUUCCAGAAUGUGUGAGUGGGAUUUAUAAGGAUUCCCUGGCGAAAAGUUGCGAAGUGGAUUUUGGAAGGACUGCGAUAGAUGGGGAUUUGUCGUCCCUCGAAACUACAGUGGCACUUUUGGAGAAGAUGGUGGAUUAUUUGGAAUUUUAUUUGAAUAGUAAUUUAACCGUCGAGUAUGUGAAAGGUGAGAAGGGAGCCACAGGGGCCACAGGAAUGUUUGGGGAUACAGGAUUUACCGGAUUACCUGGACCGAAGGGACGGUUGGGAAGCACGGGAGCUCCAGGGCCUAUUGGAACUCCUGGAAUCCCUGGACAAAUAGGACCAAGAGGAUCACGUGGUCCUUCAGGUUCAACAGGUCCCAUUGGGACCACUGGAAAACGCGGACCCAAGGGAAAAGCCGGGGCAAGAGGAAUGACAGGAUUGACCGGAGCAACGGGAGUCACCGGAUUCACCGGAAUGCGUGGGUUUUUUGGAAUCAAUGGCCAACAACCUCGACAGUUUCUUAACUUAUUUGGCAUCUUUCGGGCUCAGCCAUUUGUUCCAGUAGACGAGUAG